AAGACAACCGUUUCCCCUUCCUUCUUCUCCUCGUCUGUUUAAAGGUCAAAACUCAACCACCACCAGCACCACCAUGAUCACCAAAAUUUAACAGAAGAAAACGUCACCGUUUUCUAUUUUUUUUUUUCCCUCCCUCUGUGGAUUAUCCGCUUCAAUAAACUGCUUAUGCGAUUGUUGAUAGUUUCUUCAUUCCCGGUGGCUUCCGGUGGCCGGCAAACUUACCGUCGUCGAUUUUAUUUCUACUAUGAAGAACAACGCCAACGGUAAUUACAAUAGCAACGGCAACAAGAGUAGCAGGAAUGGUCUUAUCCCAAAUUCUCUGAAAUUCAUUUCCUCUUGCAUUAAAACCGCCUCUUCUGGUGUCCGGUCAGCUAGCGCCUCGGUCGCCGUUUCCCUCUCUGGUGAUGCACAGGAACACAAGGAAGAGGUACUCUGGGCAUCCUUUGACAGAUUAGAAACUGGUCCAUCUUCCUUCAACCGUGUACUCUUGCUUGGCUAUUCCAAUGGCUUUCAAGUUCUUAAUGUUGAAGAUGCCUCCAAUGUCAGAGAACUCGUUUCAAAACGUGGUGAUCGUGUUACAUUUUUACAGAUGCAGCCCCUCCCAGCAAAGUCAAAAGGUCAUGAAGGAUUCAGAGCUUCGCAUCCUUUACUUUUGGUUGUUGCAUGUGAUGAACCAAAAGGCUCUGUUAAUAGAGAUGGGUUGGCUAGAGAUGCUUAUGAUGAGCCUCAAUCUGGAAGCCUUCUUAUCUCCCCUACAACUGUUCGGUUUUACUCACUAAGGUCUCAUAAUUAUGUGCAUAUUCUUAGAUUCCGCUCAACUGUGUAUAUGGUUAGAUGCAGUCCUCGAAUAGUGGCUGUGGGUCUUGCAGCACAAGUAUACUGCUUUGAUGCUCUGACUCUUGAGAAUAAGUUUAGUGUUCUCACAUAUCCUGUUCUUCAAACGAGUGGACAAGGAAUGGUUGGAAUUAAUAACGGAUACGGUCCAAUGGCUGUGGGUCCCAGGUGGUUAGCCUAUUCUCCUAGCAACCCAUUGUUGUCUAAUUCAGGUCGCCUGAGUCCGCAGAGUCUCACUCCUCCUGGUGUCAGUCCAUCAACUUCACCAGGCAGUGGGAGUCUUGUGGCGCGAUAUGCUAUGGAAUCUAGUAAGCAGUUGGCCGCUGGAUUGAUCAAUUUGGGUGACAUGGGCUACAAAACUUUAUCUAAAUACUAUCAAGAUCUCAUGCCUGAUGGCUCUAGUUCUCCUGUAUCUUCAAAUUCAGCGUGGAAAGCUGCUCGCACAGUAUCUCAUUCAGGAGAAACAGACAUACCUGGGAUGGUUGUUGUCAAAGAUUUUAUUUCCAGCGCUGUUGUAUCCCAAUUUAGGGCCCAUACUAGUCCAAUUUCUGCUUUAUGUUUUGAUCCAAGUGGGACUCUUCUGGUUACUGCCUCAAUACACGGGAACAAUAUAAAUAUUUUUCGUAUUAUGAGAUCCUACUCAAGGAACGGGUCAGGCAAUCAAAGCCAUGACUGGAGUUCAUCUCAUGUACAUCUUUACAAGCUCCACAGAGGAGUGACAUCAGCUGUCAUACAAGACAUUUGUUUUAGUCACUAUAGUCAGUGGAUUGCCAUUGUAUCCUCACGGGGGACUUGCCACAUUUUCGUGCUUUCCCCUUUUGGUGGUGAGAAUGUUCUUCAAAUACAGACUUCUCAGGCAGAUGGACCUACAAUUUCCCCAGUUGCAUCUUCCCCUUGGUGGUCCAGUCCGUCAUUCAUGAUAAACCAACAUUCUUUUUCUCUACCGCCACCAGCAGCUGUUGCCCUCUCUGUCGUUAGCAGAAUAAAACAUAGUAGCUCUGGUUGGCUUAAUACAGUGAGCAAUGUGGCAACUUCUGCAGUUGGGAAGGCCUUCAUUCCUUCUGGUGCUCUUGCUGCUGUUUUUCAUAGAUCUGUUUCUUGUGAUUUACAGCCAGUUCUGUCGAAGGAAAAGGCUUUGGAGCACCUUUUGGUUUAUACUCCUUGUGGCCAUGUAGUUCAGUAUAAACUGCUCUCAUCUACAGGGGGAGAACAAGCUGAAACUACUACAAGAAUUGUGUCAGGUUCUUCUACGCAGGUACAAGAUGAGGAAUUGCGAGUAAGAGUUGAAGCAGUUCAAGGCUGGGAUGUAUGCCGAAGAAUAGAGUGGCCAGAAAGAGAGGAAUGCAUUUCUGAAAUCACUCUUGUUGAGCAAGAAACUGUAGAGAUGAACAUGGAUGCUUCUGAUUAUGAAGACAAUGAUGUUGGGCAUAAGGAGUUGGUGAAGCACCAAGAGCAAUCCCACUUGUAUAUAUCCAAUGCAGAGGUGCAAUUAAACUCUGGAAGGAUACCGAUCUGGCAAAACUCUAAGAUAUCAUUCCAUACGAUGGACGCUCUGGGGAUUGAUGAGUUUAACUUGGCUGAUAUUUCUGUUGGUGGAGAGAUGCAAAUCGAGCAGGUGCCUGUUCAUGAGGUUGAAAUAAGGCAGAAGGAUUUAUUGCCCAUUUUUGACCAUUUUCACAGGAUUCCGACGAAUAGGAGCAAUAGAGGUGCUGGUUUUGAGACAUCUUCCAUUUCAUCUCCCGACCCUUAUGAAGCUAAAGGAAAGUAUUCUGAAGACAUCAUUGCUGCUAAGUUGACAUCACCUCUCCCAGUUGGAGAUUCAGAUGAUGGAUCAUUGAGGAUUUCUUCUACAUCAAUUCAAUCUGGGAAUGAGAAUAGUAACACAAAAGGAGGGAGUUCUUUCGUUGCUUUACAUAUGAUGAACCAAAACUCUGUUAGCAGAGAUGGUAGUUCAGUUUCUUUUAAACAGCCUGUUGAUCAUUCUUCUACUGAAGCUACUAAUUUUAAGAAUAGCCCAUCAUCAUUAACUAGUGCCUUACCUUCUGUGGGAAGAACAAUUACAAAAGAAACUCAGUCUUCAAACAGUGGUGGGACAAGUGAAAGUAUAAACACAAGUUUUAACUGUUCUAAUUUGACCCUAAACAGUCUAGGUGAGGGACUAUCAAAUGACUCACCUGAUUUUGAGCAGUUCUUUCAAGAGGAGUACUGCAAAGCAUUGGCCUCAAGUGAAUCUCAUGAAUCAGCAGAAGUUGUUACUGAUAUAGACAGUAAUAACAGUCCCUGUGAUAGAGAAAAAUCCGAGGAAGAUGGUGACAAUGAUGAUAUGCUUGGAGGUGUUUUUGCCUUCUCUGAAGAAGGUAGGAAGUUAAAAAAUAUAUUUAAAUUACUGAUUUUUAAAUAAAUUUUUGGUUAAAGUUAUCAGAUUUUUUUUUUAACCAAGCAUUCUCAUGUUGAUCGCAGUAAUAUAAAUAUCUUGAUGCAGUAGAUAUCUGUUCUUGCUGAAUCUGAUCUGUAUUCUUUUGUAGUAAAUAGAGGCUGGUAAUGAGGCCUUAUUGAUUAUUUAUUCUAAAACUUAUGGAGGCAAAACUAUCAAUGAACUUCAUACAUUUGAAAAGGCUUAUAUUAGGAUUUUUCAAUUUCUUUUCACUAGAUGUAACUAAUAAUGCAUGUCUAUUCUAGUAAUUAGCUGGUUCCUUUCUUUUAUUGAUAUAUAU
This is a messenger RNA of Carica papaya (papaya), 3548 nucleotides long. The record is from RefSeq and is a predicted model, not a curated record. NCBI's taxonomy places the organism in Eukaryota, Viridiplantae, Streptophyta, Magnoliopsida, Brassicales, Caricaceae.